Messenger RNA from Dioscorea cayenensis subsp. rotundata (Guinea yam), 1289 nucleotides. Its product is annotated as GDSL esterase/lipase At3g14820-like. The transcript is spliced from 5 exons. Lineage: Eukaryota; Viridiplantae; Streptophyta; Magnoliopsida; Dioscoreales; Dioscoreaceae. Gene Ontology annotation, molecular function: hydrolase activity, acting on ester bonds. The record is from RefSeq and is a predicted model, not a curated record. The coding region runs from base 53 to 1120 and encodes 355 amino acids.
AAAGAAGUCAUUUAGAGUUAAAAGAGACGAGAGAGAAAAAGAGCUAGAGAGAAUGAAAUGCAUAGCAAGUCUUCUCUUGGCCCUCAUCCACCUUGCAAAUUUGCUCAACUCCGCCACAACUCAAAAUGCACCUGUAGUCCCAGCAGUCAUCGUCUUCGGAGACUCUAUUGUUGAUCCUGGCAACAACAAUAAUCUCAAAACCCCAGCCAAAGCCAAUUAUCCUCCCUACGGACAAGACUUUCCGGGCCAUUUUCCUAGUGGCCGUUUUUCCAAUGGAAAAAUCCCCGGAGAUUUUCUUGUUUCAGGACUUGGAAUCAAAGAGUAUUUGCCACCUUUUGUUGGAGUUGAACUUGAGCCAAAUGACAUCAUUACUGGUGUUAGCUUAGCAUCUUCUGGCUCCGGAUAUGACACACUCACUGAUUCUAUUUCGGGCGUGUUUUCAGUGGAAGAACAGUUGAAAUUUUUUGAUGAGUACAAAGAGAAGUUGAGGGGAGUAGCCGGUGAUGAGAAAGCAGACAGCAUCAUCUCCGAAGCUCUCUACAUUGUGUGUACUGGGACAGUUGAUUUUGCUCUUACUUAUUUUUCCACACCUUUCAGGUCAAAACACUAUGAUAUUCCUUCAUAUGUUGAACUUUUGGUGUCAUCUGCCUCAACCUUUCUUAAGGAAUUGAGCCUAAAAGGUGCACGAAAGAUUGGAUUUGUGGGACUACCUCCGAUAGGUUGUGUACCAUCACAGAGAACAGCAGCAGGAGGAUUAUCCAGAGAAUGUGUACCAGUUCGGAAUGAAGCAGCAUCUCUUUUCAAUUCAAGAAUUUCAGAAGAAAUUGAUAGCCUUCAAAUGGGAAUGCUUAUUAAUGGCACAAGGAUAAUAUUUAUUGAUAUCUACCCUCUUCUUCUUGAUAUUAUUCAACGGCCUCAUGUUUAUGGAUUUGAAGAGGCCACAAAAGGUUGUUGUGGCACAGGGACGAUCGAAGUAUCAUUCUUGUGCAAUAGCUUGACUAAAACCACAUGUGAUGAUCCUUCUAAAUUUGUUUUCUGGGAUACUUUUCACCCUACGGAAAGAGCCUACAAGAUUUUGACGGAUGAAAUUUUCGAAAAUUAUCUUCCGUACUUGCAGUAAAAAACUAUUUUAGUAAUUAAUGUUUGCAUCAGAUGUACUCGUUUUUAUUAAAUAAUUAUUCACAUAAAAUUAUGAUGUUUGCUUCACCCAGCAAUUGGCAAUGUAAAUUUCAAGGAAUUAUGUAAGGUAUGUUUCCAGUAAAGGAUUGUCAAUUAUGCAGCUUUGUUGA